Zingiber officinale is the source of this 1927-nucleotide messenger RNA. RefSeq names its product putative B3 domain-containing protein Os10g0537100. The record is from RefSeq and is a predicted model, not a curated record. NCBI's taxonomy places the organism in Eukaryota, Viridiplantae, Streptophyta, Magnoliopsida, Zingiberales, Zingiberaceae. Gene Ontology annotation, molecular function: DNA binding; DNA-binding transcription factor activity. The coding region runs from base 31 to 747 and encodes 238 amino acids. The transcript has a single exon.
GGUUUGGAGUUGAUUGGUGGAGUUUAUGAGAUGGAACGCCCGGCUGCGAAUUCCUCCGCCGCUGAUCCUUCGGUGGUGAAGGAGCACAUGUUCGAGAAGGUGGUGACGCCGAGCGACGUGGGGAAGCUCAACCGGCUGGUCAUCCCCAAGCAGUACGCGGAGAAGUACCUCCCUCUGGAUGCGGAAGAGAGCGAGCCAGGCGGCGCGGCACCGUCAUCGGAGACCAAGAAGAUGGGGCUGCUGCUCAGCUUCGAGGACCGCAGCGGCAAGUCCUGGCGCUUCCGCUACUCCUACUGGAACAGCAGCCAGAGCUACGUGAUCACCAAGGGGUGGAGUCGCUUCGUCAAGGAAAAGGGCCUCGGAGCCGGGGACACCGUCUCCUUCUCGCGCGGCGCCGGCAGCGCGGCCUCGCGCCGGCGACUCUUCAUCGACCUGAAGCGCCGCCCGCCCCAGCCUGCCGCCUGCCACCACCCUCGCGGCUUUACCAACGGCAUUCCGCUCCCUCUCCAACUCCCGGGAGGAUCCACGCCCUCUCCUUUCACCGCCUGCGGCGCCCACGACUGGCUUGCGCGUACUUCCUUCUACAACAUCAACUGGUUAGCACCGGCCGCCGUCUUGCCGCCCAAGCCGGAGCUGCAUCCGGCACCCGGCGGCGCAACAAUGUCGUCGCCUGCUCUCGGUCCGCGUUCGAAACGGCUGAGGUUGUUCGGGGUCAACCUCGAUCUCCCCGACUCCCUACCGCAGUAGCUAGCUAGCUACCGAUCGAAUCUAAUUAUCAGGGGAAGUACUAAUCAAGAAUGAUAUAUGCACGCCUAGUUAUAUGAUUUUCUCUUCUGUUCAAUUUCAUGAGAACUUGAAUAACAAGCACAAGCACUAAUGUAUGAUAUCCACUGAACAUGUUACAAUUACAUCACCCCCUUUAAUUUUAUCGAUCAAUAUAAGGUUUUCGUAUAAGUAAGAUUUGAUCGACUCCUUUCAUGUUAAUGCAUAUAUACACAGAUGCUAUUUAAUCACAUGCACUGAAGUUCGAGUGGUGAAUCAAAGAUAUCAUAACACAGACUUCAUAAUUUAAUUUCUGCUAGCUGCUCAUAUACAUACAUUGAUUGGUUUUAAAUAUAUAUAAUUAAUGCAGUACCCAUAGUCCUUUAUAAAUUAUUAAAACAACAUGCGGCUUCGCUCGUUGUAGCAAAUAAUGAAAGCAAGUAGAAAUAUUGAUGGGUUAACUUUCACUACUAUGUUUUGGUAACAGAUGCACUUCAGAUAGAUACUUCACAUCAAACAUAACCUAACAGUACAUAACAUGUGCAGAUCAGAUUUUCACUGAGAUUUGGAGGAUCUACUUCUUUGGCAUAGUAUCUAAAGCAAGUAUUAUUGUUUGGUCACUUUCACAUCUGAAAUUUACUAGUUCAGUUUAUUAUUGUACUACAAAGAAGUAGAGUAACCCAACGGCUCUACGUACUGCAUAUGCCAACGCAGAGUACUCUCCAGGACAGCGUUUGCCCGGCUUGUUCAAGCGACUACUGGUUCUAUCCUCCCUUCAGGUGAGUUAGUUUGAAGUAGCAAAUAAGAAUAUUUUGCUUGUGAAAUUUUGUGACUCCUGAGUUAAUACUAGUUUGAAGAAAGAACAAGAGAAAGAAAUUAGAUGAGAAAUAGAUAUUUAUACUCUGCUAAAUUAAAUUUUGAUCGGCAAACUCAAAUGACGAAUUACUCAUCGUGAUAUAUUUUUUAAAGUUUUCAUCAGUAAGCCUUGUUUUAAUUUCUUAGUGAGAGCUUCUAGAUAUAUAGUGAGAAGAUUUCAUUCAGUUGUGACAAUAUAUUAUAAUGGUUGAAACUCAAGUGACAUAAUGUUUUGUUUCGAUUUGAUUCUAAUUUGUUGUUUUCUUUUUGAUGUUGUUGUUGCUUAAAUUUUGAGACUAUCAUCAACAAU